This is a messenger RNA of Exophiala aquamarina CBS 119918, 1704 nucleotides long. RefSeq lists its product as uncharacterized. The record is from RefSeq and is a predicted model, not a curated record. Lineage: Eukaryota; Fungi; Ascomycota; Eurotiomycetes; Chaetothyriales; Herpotrichiellaceae. Gene Ontology annotation, molecular function: transmembrane transporter activity. The coding region runs from base 1 to 1704 and encodes 567 amino acids. The transcript is spliced from 2 exons. Gene Ontology annotation, biological process: transmembrane transport.
AUGGCCGACACCCUGGAGCAAUCGGGCGCUGCUCAAAGGAAGAGUAUGCAAUCCAUCAAGGACAACAGCGAAGCUCCAAGCACCGCAAGUGCUUCAGCAACAGACGAGUAUCCUCCAUUCAAGACGGUCCUUGCCAUAGUUUUUGGCAUGAUGUGUGUUUCCCUUCUUGUCGCCCUGGAUCGAACUAUAAUCGCAACAGCCAUUCCCGCCAUCACAGACCACUUCAACUCCCUGGGCGAUGUAGGGUGGUACGCAUCAGCCUAUCUCUUGACGAUGUCUGCCUUCCAACUCCUCAUCGGCCGCAUCUACACUUUCUACAGCACCAAGUGGGUCUACAUCAUCUCGAUCGGUAUCUUCGAACUUGGCUCCCUGGUCUGCGGAGCAGCUCCAAACUCUCCAGCAUUCAUCGUCGGCCGCGCCAUUGCGGGCAUCGGUAGCGCAGGUGUGCUCUCGGGCGCCAUCAUCGUCAUUGUCGACAUAGUUCCGCUAGAAAAACGUCCGGCCUGGACUGGAGCCUUCGGAGCUGUGUUUGCCAUAGCGUCUGUCGCGGGGCCUCUCCUCGGCGGGGCAUUCACAACCAAUGUUUCAUGGCGCUGGUGUUUCUAUAUCAACCUACCCAUCGGCGGAGCGGCAAUGGUGAUCCUCUUCUUCAUCCUCCGAGUCCCACAGAAGAAGAUCGAAAAGACCUCGCUGAUGGAGCAAGUCCACCAAUUGGACCCCAUUGGCACCGUGCUAUUCAUGCCCUCGAUCAUCUGCCUCCUCCUGGCUUUACAAUGGGGCGGCAUCAACUACUCGUGGCCCAGCGCCCGCAUCAUUGCACUACUCGUCCUCGCAGGUGUCCUCUUCAUAGCAUUCAUCGCCGUCCAGAUCUGGCGACAAGAACUCGCAACCGUGCCACCCCGCAUCGUCAAAACCCGCGCCGUGGCCGCGGGCAUCAUCUACUCAUUCUUCAGCGGCGCCGGGAUGAUCACGCUUGUAUAUCUCCUCCCGAUCUGGUUCCAAGCCAUCAAGGGCGCCACCGCCGUGCACUCGGGUAUCAUGAACCUUCCCGCCGUGCUGGGCCUGACAUUCGCAGCGAUCAUUGCGGGCGUCGGGACGAAACAACUCGGCUACUUCACCCACUGGAUGUACAUCUCGUCGAUCCUCACCCCGCUCGGCGCAGGCCUGAUCUCCACGUUCGCGACUUCCACCGGCCAUUCCAAGUGGAUCGGGUAUCAGGCGCUCUGGGGCCUGGGUCUAGGCCUGGGGAUGCAGCAGCCCAGCGUCGCGGCGCAAACCGUGCUGAAAAAGAAUGACGUGCCCACCGGCGCAGCCAUCAUCUUCUUCGCGCAGGGCCUCGGCGGCUCCGUUUGUGUCAGCAUCGCGAACAACAUCUUCCUGAACAAGCUGGCCACCGGUCUCGGUUCCAUCCCCGGCAUCGACGCGGAUCUCGUCACGCACGUCGGCGCCACCGAUCUCAGAGGCGUCGUGCCCGCAGCCAGCCUCGAUGCCGUCCUCGACGUCUACAAUUUCGCCCUCCGAAAUGGAUUCUACGUCGGCGUCGCUGUCAGUGCCGCUACCGUUGUCGGCACCCUGCUCAUGCCCUGGAUCAAUAUUAAGAAGGUCGCAGCUGAUCAGAAGGCUGAGGCGGCCGCGGCAGCUAAGACACCAGCGAGCGAUACUCGACCGGCCGACGCAGAGGCCAAGCCAGUCGAGGAGGUCUAG